AUGUCAACACCGAUAGUAACUAAUAGUAUAAAUAUUAAUAGUUUCGAAAAUGGGAAAAUUCAUUAUCAAUUUUAUAAAUAUAUUCGUAAUUGUCAAGAAAAUAGAACAUGGUUUUAUAUUAAAAACUUUAUUUUAACAUUAAUCAUGUUAAUAAAUGAAGCAGUAUUUUUUUACAAUUCAUUACAAUUUGAUAUAACAGGGUGUUCAAUAAAUCAAAAUAAUAAUAAUAAUAAAAGUGGAGUAAUUCAUAAUAAUAAAUUUCAAAAUUACACAUUAUCAAAUUGUAUCAAUUAUAGGGUAGAGUAUUGUAUUCCAUCAAUUUAUAGUGCCUCUGGUGACGAGUCCCUAAGUUUUAGAGUUCCUUUAGUUAGCAAAUAUUCAAGGAAUCUUAGAAUUGAUGAUGCCAUAGUAAUAACAUGCAGUUGUUUAUUUUUAUUAGUUUGCUUAUUAAUUUCAAGAAUUAUAAGAUUACAGUAUAUUAAGAGAUCAAGAAUUCAAUUACUACUCACAGUGAAUGUAUUGGCAACUAAACCACGUAUAACCAGAGAGGAAAGAUUAGGUUUGUUAGGAUUAUGUUUUGGGGUUGUAUUUUAUUCAUCACUAAAGCUAUGGGUUAUUAACACAAUAAAUAAGGACGUUUCAAGUAUAGAAUGUUAUGGCCAAACUGUAGAUCUGGAGUUUGCCGAUAAAACAUCAAAUUCACUGGUUCAAUCUAUAAGCAAUUUCUUUAUUUUCUUAUAUUUAUUCAAAGACCCAAUACUUGAUAUAUAUCAUAAUAUCACUGAUAUAUUUUCAGAUUUAGAUCUUAUAGAUUUGGUUCGUUAUGGUGAUGAUGAAAUGAUCGAUCACUUAAAGAAAAUUCAAACAUUACCAGUCCAAAAUGUAAUAGAGGCCGUAAGGAUAUAUAUCGAUCAAAAGUAUAGUGAUGAAUCAAAAAUUAAAAGAAAAAGCCGUUCAAAUAUAUUUAGAGCAUUCGCCUUCACUAAAAAUACAGAGAUAUUAGAAGCUAUAAAUCAAUAUAAAUUAUCUCAUCCACAUCACUUUAAAUCAAUAUUUAAUAAUAAAAGUAAUGAAAAUGCAACCAAUACUCAUUUCAUUAAUCAAUAUAAAAAUUUUAAUGAAGAAGAUUUUAUAAAUAAUGAAGACGAUAGUAAUAACAACAACAACAAUAAUAAUAACAACAAUAGUAUUGAUGAUGAUACAAGUGAUGAUAAAGAUGAAGAAGAAUCAUUAUCAAGUCAAGAAAAUAAAAAAUUAUUAAAUUAA
This is a messenger RNA of Dictyostelium purpureum, 1266 nucleotides long. RefSeq lists its product as uncharacterized. Lineage: Eukaryota; Evosea; Eumycetozoa; Dictyosteliales; Dictyosteliaceae. Bases 1 to 1266 code for a protein of 421 amino acids. The transcript has a single exon. The record is from RefSeq and is a predicted model, not a curated record.